GAGGGGGCGGGUGAUGGGGGCGCGAUGGGAGACCUGGCCGGCUGGCUGGGCGCGGGUCCUCCCGCACCUGGCCUGCGCCGCGCCUACGCACCUUCCCUUUGCGGAGCCCCUCUGCACCUCCAGCGGGCCACCCUGGCCUGGGUGCCCGGGUUCUCCAAGCCAAGCCCGCGCCUGUCAGGGGCUCUGCUGACUUCCCGGAGGCCUGCAAGAAGAGCGAGAGCGAGACCUCCAGGCACACUGAUGAGCUGCGGCCUAAGCAGGUCUGCCAGUAAAGCGCUGAGAGCGCAGGCAGGAAUGGGGACUUGCCAGCGUCCCGAUCCUGCCCCUGUCGGGCGCGGUGGAGACAUGCACAGGCCAGUGCGUUCAUCAGAAGGAACGAGUGGCUGCUGGAUGUGUGGACGCUGCAGACUCUGCUCUCUCCGUCCUGAAAUUAGCGACCUGCUUCGAGAUUCAAAGGCGUUCAUGGAACACAGGUGCAGGGGAGAUUCUAGAAGUGAUCCACAACCUUCUAGAAACAAAAGAAACAUCUCUGCUUACUGCUGGACGCCUGGCAGAGAGAGUCUGGAUGGCGCCCAGUGACCCCAGAAGGUGCCCUGUGGGCCCCCCAGCCAGCUCAGCUGCAGCCCUGACUUCCAUCAGCUCAGCCUGGACGAGAAAGGGCAUGGCGUUCUGGAAGCUUCCAAGGUUCUGUGCUACAACUUCAGAGAAAGUGAAAGGGCUUAAGGACUCUGAACUAAAGCACACAGCUGUUUGACAAUUUAAAAAUGGUCUGUGACAUUUCUCUGAUAGGUUUGAACCAAGGGAAGCUGCUUAUGCUUCGGGGAGGUGAGGCAGAAGGAGGAGAGAGGAGCGGGGGGCUGAGAGUGUCAGCGGCUCACCUGACACUCAGAAACAGCCUUUGUGUUCAUCACUAAGGCGCUUGACGUUUUCAGGAUGCGCUUGCUUACUUCACGAGAGAGAACUCUGCACGAGACCUGGCUGCACAAUUAUUUGAAAAUCAUUUACAGAUCUGACGAGAGGAACAGAAGCAGAGCGGCGCUCUGGCACAUCUGGCGCCAGGGACUGAACUCGGAACUUCCUGUUUGCAAGUCCUGCACUCUGCACUUGAGAACUGUGUCCCCCCACCUCAGAGAACCACCACAACUCUCACAAGUCUUACAAACACUUUACUGGCUUCUGUUUUGUCUGAUUUUUUUUUUUUUUGGCAAGUUCAUGUACAUCAGAUCUGGAUUCCACAUCUGAGUGAGACCAUCUGGUAGUUAGUUACCGUUCAUCUCUAUUUUGCUAAGCAUCAUCACCUCCAGUUCCGUCCAUUUUGUCCCAAAGGACAUAAAAUCACCUUUUUGAUUGCAGAGUAGUAUUCCAUGGAAUAUAGAUACCCCAUAGCUUCUUUAGCUAGUCAUCUGUUGGUGGUCAUUGUGGGGUUGGAGGGGCCCCAAAUAUUGAGAGCAGCUGUUGGCCCAAGGCCAAUUGUUCUUGUUUCAUACGGAUGUUUCCACCUGUGCCCCCCCUGUGAUAACCAUAUAAAGGUGGGACGAGACGUGAUCGAGGUCGCAGACUCCCUUUGCUUGGAAGGGUGUCGGCGGCCCAAGCUUAAGCUUGAUAGUAAAGGCCCUUGCUAUUGUAUGUGA
Messenger RNA from Erinaceus europaeus (western European hedgehog), 1631 nucleotides. RefSeq lists its product as uncharacterized. The coding region runs from base 25 to 579 and encodes 184 amino acids. NCBI's taxonomy places the organism in Eukaryota, Metazoa, Chordata, Mammalia, Eulipotyphla, Erinaceidae. The transcript has 3 exons. The record is from RefSeq and is a predicted model, not a curated record.